Pollicipes pollicipes is the source of this 905-nucleotide messenger RNA. RefSeq names its product sushi, von Willebrand factor type A, EGF and pentraxin domain-containing protein 1. The record is from RefSeq and is a predicted model, not a curated record. NCBI's taxonomy places the organism in Eukaryota, Metazoa, Arthropoda, Thecostraca, Pollicipedomorpha, Pollicipedidae.
AGGUGGCCUGCGGGGAGCUGGAGCGUCCGGAUGCCACGCUCUCCGUGGUGACCUCUGGCCACCGCGUGGGCGACACGGCCCAGUACCGCUGCGGCCUGGGGCGCCGGACGGUUGGUGACAGCGUCCGCACGUGCCAGAACAACGGAGAGUGGAGCGGCACCACGCCCUCCUGCCAGUGGGUGGACUGCGGUCCGGUGCCGGCCGUGGAGAACGGCCGCCUGUACCUGGUGAACCAGAGCACGGAGUACGACUCCCUGGUGGAGCACCACUGCUUCCCCGGCCACGAGCGGCGCGGACCGUUCCGGCGCCGCUGCACCGAGACGGGCCGCUGGUCCGGGGAGACCACCACCUGCGUCCUGAAGAACCAGACAUCUGCAGUGCCGCCACCGGCGGGGGCGGCGGUGGGGCUGGAGACGAGCCAGACUGAGGGCGCGGCAGGGCGGAUUCAUUUGCAUACGACCAUGAAGUUGCUGCCGUCGGCGUCUACCUUUUCCAACAUCCCCCUCCCUCACGGCAGGCGUCGGGAGGUCAUGAAGCAGGAGAGCGCGCACGGCAUGAAGACGCUGGCGGUCCGGAGCGGGCCGGUCACCAGCCUUCCCGGCUACUCAAGCCCGGUGGACGGGCAGCCGACGGCGCUGCAGGCGCGCCCGCUGCCCUCGCGGCCCGACGAGGAGGCCAUCUACGCCGAGGCCGACAGCUUCUCCUCAGGGCCGGACAGCUUCACGUCGGACGUGCCGGAGCGCACCUACGCCAACCAGGACGCCACCUACGUCAACGGGCUCCAGCACAGCGGUUACGGAAACAAGCUCGGCGGUCCGGGCGACGUGUAUCAGAAUGGCGCGGGCGACGCGGGCGCCACCUAUCACAACGGCGUCCGCGUUACUGGCUCUGAGGAGUCUACGUGA